UGGAAAAAUGAAAAUAUCAAAAUGGAUCAGAUAACAACGAGCGAUUCUAUUAUUAUAGAAGAAAAUAUACUUUCAGAUGAUGACGAAAAGAUUAGAGUGUAUGGUUCAACUCGACUCACAUCACCAUCGAAGCCGAAGUCCCGCGAUGACGACCAAUCAAAGGAUGCUGAAUAUGGAGAUAAUAGAAAGGAUGGGACAAAGGCAACAAGUUUGUUGCUUCCAUCACCAAGUGUGAGUCGAAAAAGCAGUUCACGUUCCGCAGAUACGCAUGUUUCCACACGAUCAUUUGCUGAUUCAUCCAGUUGGCUACAGCAUCCUAAGAUUAGAGAGAAUUGGAAAGUUGUGAUUGGGGCAUUCUUGCUUACAUUGAUUGGAUCAGUCUUGUUUUUAGUUGGAGUAGGAAUUGUUGUUUCACCAGGUCGAGGCAUGCACUGUCUUGUUUUCUUUAUUGGUGGAUUAUUAUGUCUGAUUCCUGGAGCUUACCAUUUGGUGUAUAUAUACCUGGCUGUGAAAGGAUUCGAGGGCUACAGCUUGUAUGAUCUUCCGGUGUUUAACUGACAAUACAAUUCCCUUUUUCUUCAUUCUCACAGACUGUAUAAAUGACAUUCCAUGAAUUGUGUGCAAUACAUCAGCUUUUCAUCUUUAACAGACUGGUUCCCUUUCCAGUAAGUGGUGAAUGAAGUUAUCUGAACAGGCUGGUUUCCAGGCAUAAUUCUAACUUUCAAUGUUUGAUAGUUUUUUUAUAGCUUGCAUACUUAUAUAUGUUAUAUUUCUUGAUUUUUUUUUUUGUUCAUAAAAAGAAAUUAUGAAAGCAAAGUAGGAUUAAUUACAUAUAUUCUGAAUAAAAAAAAAUCAUAGCUUAAAGUCAUGUGACUUUAAUUGCAUAUAGUAACUAUCUUUGUUUUAAAAUCUAGCAUUUGGUAAUGUAGUGUUAAGAUAAGAGACUGUGUUUUGUAAAUUUUGCAUCAAAUUUGUGUUUUUACUGCAUAAUAUUACAUUUGUCAUAACUGCAAAGUAUUUGCAGUUAAAUGAAAUUUGUCAUAAAUUUAAAGUGAAUUGGUCUAUAAUGGAAGCUCAGUACAAUAAAUAAUUGAUUGUAUUUAGCAUCAGAUAUGCAACAAACUACGAAAGAAUAAUAUGUGGAUCUUGUUGGCAAGUGUGUAAUAUGUGAUUGGAUAUUUACGUAAAUUUACAUAGCAAAUAAUCAAAUAUUCAUGAACAAAAUAUUAUUAUUCAUCAUAUAAAUGUUUAUGCUAAAUCACUUAGAACUUUAUCAACAUUUUUUACAAGUAAAUAAUUAUAUCUGUUUAUCCAAAUGAUACAUUUUUAUUGCUUUUAUCUAUUUUUGAAUUAAAUAUUGAAAAUAUGCUCAUUGUAGGCCAAUUCACUUUAAAGCACAUUUUUAAAGGAAAUUUUUACUGGAGAUUGUACAGGCAUUGCAGCUUGCACCAACAUUUCUUUUUCAUGUGAUACACUAAAAAGUUUUUUCAAACUGGUAAAAGGGUAAAAUUUACAUAUAGUGAUUGCUCAUAAUUAUUUGAUCUUUAUGGCUUUGUAAAAAGAAGAGACACCUAUUUAUAUAGAGGUCACUAGGUCAAGGUCACAGCAUCAGAUUUGAACUCAUUUUCUGUUGAAUAAUUCUUAAAUACAUGAAUGACUUAUACUAGUUAUGCACAGAGUGCAUGGACUUAGUUUAUGACCUAUGAAUUUAUGGCUUUGGAAGUUGUGGUCAAUUAGUUAAAGGUCAAGGUCACUAUAACCAUGACAAUCAUGGCUGAAAAUUGUUCAGAUGAAUGAUUAUAGUUUA
Messenger RNA from Ruditapes philippinarum (Manila clam), 1807 nucleotides. Its product is annotated as transmembrane protein 134-like. The record is from RefSeq and is a predicted model, not a curated record. Bases 22 to 558 code for a protein of 178 amino acids. NCBI's taxonomy places the organism in Eukaryota, Metazoa, Mollusca, Bivalvia, Venerida, Veneridae. The transcript is spliced from 6 exons.